Messenger RNA from Aspergillus chevalieri, 678 nucleotides. It is a transcript of the gene fmn1, whose product is annotated as riboflavin kinase. The transcript is spliced from 3 exons. Gene Ontology annotation, biological process: FMN biosynthetic process; riboflavin biosynthetic process. Bases 1 to 678 code for a protein of 225 amino acids. Gene Ontology annotation, molecular function: riboflavin kinase activity. The record is from RefSeq and is a predicted model, not a curated record. Lineage: Eukaryota; Fungi; Ascomycota; Eurotiomycetes; Eurotiales; Aspergillaceae. Gene Ontology annotation, cellular component: mitochondrion.
AUGCGACCAGAUGGACCUCGCAACCCCGUCACCGGCCCCGAUUCCGGUCCUGAGCCCCCGUUUCCUGUGCGAUUGUCGGGUCCCGUCAUCAAAGGUUUCGGGCGGGGGAGUAAAGAGCUGGGUAUUCCUACGGCCAAUAUCUCGGCAGACAUGCUCGCGGAGCAUCCAGACUUGGACAUAGGUGUAUAUUAUGGCGUGGUUGCGUUGGAUCCCAGUCGAUUCAAUUAUACGGAGACAUCAUCAUCGUCACCCCAGGGUACUUCCGGGAAGAUUCUCCCCGCGGUGUUGAGUAUCGGAUAUAACCCGUUCUACAAAAACAAGGAACGCUCGAUUGAAAUCCACAUCAUGCCGCCCCUCGCAGCACCCUCGCCGACUGCCGCGAGCAACGAACAAGUGAAAUUCCACAAACUCCCGGAUUUCUACUCGACACCGCUUAACCUGCUGAUCUUGGGCUACAUCCGACCAGAAUACGAUUACGUUUCGCUUGAAGCUUUGGUGGAAGAUAUUCGGGUGGACUGUGAAGUGGCACGAAAGAGUCUGCAACGAGAUACAUAUGCGCGAUACCUGGAGGAAGGCAGAGACGGCGAUAUUGACACUGAAGACGUCAAGGCGCAUCGGCAAUGGUUGACGACGUUUAACGGGAAUCGGCAGGCACCUGACCGGACAUCCGGAUUAUGA